Messenger RNA from Myotis davidii, 1170 nucleotides. RefSeq names its product MOB kinase activator 3A (gene MOB3A). The record is from RefSeq and is a predicted model, not a curated record. Gene Ontology annotation, biological process: signal transduction; positive regulation of protein phosphorylation. The transcript has 3 exons. Gene Ontology annotation, cellular component: cytoplasm; nucleus. Gene Ontology annotation, molecular function: protein kinase activator activity. Bases 123 to 776 code for a protein of 217 amino acids. NCBI's taxonomy places the organism in Eukaryota, Metazoa, Chordata, Mammalia, Chiroptera, Vespertilionidae.
CCAGGACCAGGUGAUCAUUCUUUCUGUCUGCAUUUCAGAUCUCAGGGAGACCUGGGUGCCAGUGAAUUUCCAGCCGCCUCUGGGCUGGUGGCCGACACCAGGAGUGUGCAGUGAGGACCACGAUGUCCAACCCCUUCCUGAAGCAGGUCUUCAACAAGGACAAGACCUUCCGCCCCAAGCGCAAGUUUGAGCCCGGCACCCAGCGGUUCGAGCUGCACAAGAAGGCACAGGCCUCACUGAACGCGGGGCUGGACCUGAAGCUGGCCGUGCAGCUGCCCAGCGGUGAGGAGCUCAACGACUGGGUGGCAGUGCACGUGGUGGACUUCUUCAAUCGUGUCAACCUCAUCUACGGCACCAUCAGCGAUGGCUGCACCGAGCAGUCCUGCCCCAUCAUGUCGGGAGGCCCCAAGUACGAGUACCGCUGGCAGGACGAGCACAAGUUCCGCAAGCCCACAGCACUGUCGGCCCCACGGUACAUGGACCUGCUCAUGGACUGGAUCGAGGUGCAGAUCAACAACGAGGACAUCUUUCCCACCAACGUUGGCACGCCGUUCCCCAAGAACUUCUUGCAGGUGGUGAAGAAGAUACUGUCCAGGCUGUUCCGCGUGUUCGUGCACGUCUACAUCCACCACUUCGACCGCAUCGCGCAGAUGGGCUCCGAGGCGCACGUCAACACCUGCUACAAGCACUUCUACUACUUCGUCAAGGAGUUCGGGCUCAUAGACACCAAGGAGCUGGAGCCCCUGAAAGAAAUGACCGCACGGAUGUGCCACUGAGCCCCUGGGCCCCGCUGUCACCGACGCAGUGCCAGGGACACUCGACUUGAAGGCCACCUGCCCGAACGCGGACUGUUUCCGCCCUGGCAGCUCAGUGACCCCCACAGUUGUCAGGUGGUGACCUCUGUGCCCCCAAUGCUGCACUGGACACCGGGGUCGAGUCCCCUCUCUGAUUCUGAGAUGACAGCAGCUGUGGGUCCAUGCACCACGGGCCCAGCCUCCCAGAGCCCCAUGGGGGGAGCUUGAACUUGAACUCUGUGAUUCUGUAUGCUGUGAGCAACUGGGAAAAUCCACUUUCUCUCUGAAGCACUUGGAUCUGCCUGGAGGCUGGAACUCUGCUUGCCCUUCACAGGCCUGUCCCGUAAUGCCCCGAGCAUGCUCGGCCAGGAGAGGA